CGGUGUGCGCCGAGGGGCUCGGGGCGCGUACGGGAGGCUGCCCGGCACCUACCGACCGGUCCCGACCCGGCCCGCCCGGUGCCGCCGGGGCGCCCCGACUCGGCCCCCGCCAUGGGCACCGGCCCCGGGACGGGACCGGAGGCGGGACGAGGAUGCUGUGACCGCCGGCGGGGCCCUGCCCACCCGGCCGGCACCGGCAGCGGCUCCAGCCCCGGGCAGGGGGGCCCCCGGCGCCUCUCCCGCUGCAGCGGCUGAAGUUGUGGAAGGUGGUGGUGGCUGCGAUGAGAGGGGCUCCUCGCCGUUCCCCCGCCCGGGGGGACCCCUGACGGUCCCUGUCCCCGCCUCAGAGACUGCUUCGGUUUGUUGGUUGGUUGCUUUGGUGUGAAGUUUUUUUAAUUUUUGUUACUGUUUUUAUUUUUCUCUUCUGUCCCGCGCUUGCUGCAGCCGAGGUGAAUGGCCCGCGGUGGGUGCAGCUGGCCUCACCGCCUGUGCAAGGGGAAGAUGCUGGCCGUGGGGGUGCUGGCCGGCCUCUCCUUGCUCAGCCUCCUCGCUUACGGCUACUUGUCCUGGGACAGCCUUGGACUCGGCCCCGGAGAGACUGAGGCGACGAGGAGCGAGCUGGGAGAGGAGCUGGGGGCCGGCGCCCCCAGCUCGCAGCCUCACAUCAUCUUCAUCCUGGCUGACGAUCAGGGAUUCAGAGACGUAGGGUACCACGGAUCAGAGAUCAGGACGCCCACUCUGGACAAGCUAGCUGCUGAAGGGGUUAAACUGGAGAACUAUUAUGUUCAGCCUAUGUGCACACCAUCCAGAAGCCAAUUUAUCACUGGAAAGUACCAGAUCCACACCGGCCUUCAGCACUCCAUCAUACGGCCAACCCAGCCCAACUGCUUACCUCUGGAUAAUGUCACGCUACCUCAGAAGCUGAAGGAGGUUGGGUAUUCGACACACAUGGUUGGCAAGUGGCACUUGGGGUUCUAUCGCAGAGAGUGCAUGCCCACUCAGAGGGGCUUUGACACGUUCUUUGGCUCACUCCUGGGAAGUGGUGACUAUUACACCCACUUCAAGUGUGACAGCCCUGGGAUCUGUGGCUAUGACCUGUACGAGAACGACAACGCGGCUUGGGAUCACGACACUGGCAUCUACUCGACGCAGAUGUACACCCAAAAAGUACAACAGAUCUUAGCUUCUCACAACCCCAGGAAACCUAUAUUCUUAUAUAUUGCUUACCAAGCUGUUCAUUCACCUCUCCAGGCACCAGGCAAGUAUUUUGAACAUUAUCGGUCAAUAAACAACAUCAACCGGCGAAGGUACGCUGCGAUGCUGGCUUGUCUGGAUGAAGCCAUAAACAAUGUCACCCUGGCUUUAAAGAAGUAUGGUUACUAUGAGAAUAGCAUUAUCAUCUAUUCUUCAGACAAUGGUGGGCAGCCAAUGGCUGGAGGAAGUAACUGGCCUCUCCGAGGAAGCAAAGGGACCUAUUGGGAAGGAGGUAUCCGUGCUGUUGGGUUCGUCCAUAGCCCCCUUCUGAAGAACAAAGGGUCUGUGUGUAAGGAGCUUGUGCACAUCACAGACUGGUUCCCCACUUUGCUCACGCUCGCAGAAGGGCAGAUUGAUGAAGAUAUCCAGCUGGAUGGCUAUGAUAUAUGGGAAACCAUUAGCGAAGGCAGGCGUUCUCCACGGGUGGACAUCUUGCACAACAUUGACCCCAUUUACACCAAAGCCAAAAACGGGUCCUGGGCAGCUGGCUAUGGGAUCUGGAACACUGCAAUUCAGUCUGCUAUCAGGGUGAAUCAUUGGAAACUACUGACGGGCAAUCCGGGAUACAGCGACUGGGUCCCUCCCCAGGCCUUCAGCAACGCGGGCCCCAACCGCUGGCACAACGAACGUGUUUCUUGGUCAGCUGGCAAGACCGUGUGGCUUUUCAACAUCACUGCUGAUCCCUACGAGCGAGUGGACCUCUCCACGAGGUAUCCUGACGUCGUGAAGCAGCUGUUGCAGAGACUUUCCCAGUUCAAUAAGACAGCAGUUCCUGUUCGAUACCCACCUAAGGACCCUCGGAGUAACCCAAAGCUGAAUGGAGGAGUCUGGGGCCCGUGGUUUAAGGAGGACGAAAAAAAAAAGAAAUCAGAUAAAAGUAAAGGUGCAAAUAAGCAAAAGAAAAACAAGAAGAAAGCCAAUCGGAAAAAAGGGCAGUUGUUACAUUGUCGCUCGCGUCUUGCUGGUGGAUAGACUUUUAAGCACACUGUUUUGCCAAGUCUAAGUCAGCUUGGCCCAACUUUCUUGAACUUGUGACAGAAUAUACGGGAAAUGCUAGCUCUGCACGAUGGAUGAAAGUUGUCAUCUUUUAAUUUUUUCUCUGAUUUCACCAGCACAAGAUAUCUCAACACUCUGCCCUGAGUGCCCACGUGACAAACUUUCUCCUCUGCAGGAUGGAUGGUGCUCACCCAUCACAGCUACCUUCCAGAUAACAACGGUGGUAACACCUGAUCUCAGCACAUUCAUUUUUGAUGGACAAAUGAUGGUUCCUUGUCUAAAUGAAUUGGAAUAUUUGGAGAGUAUAGCAAUGUUAAUGGCUGCUCUUCUCAAACUGGCAGAUUAUUGAUAGAGAGAAAAGAAAAACAAAACUUGAGAACCUCUGUGGGUCAAAACCUGUUAGUCACCACCCUAUGACAUUUUUUGAUGCACCACAGCAAAAACAAAGCCAUCAGACUAACUUUUUAGAGGUGCUGGGGAGGGGGGGGCAUGAUAGGAGGAAAGCUGCUCUGAAUUAGACUUUGUCUUUCUUACAUAAACCAGAAAGAUUUUUAAAGUUUCCUAAAUGUGCUAAGCUCCCCCCAUUUGUAGGGAAACCUAGAGACAUGAACAGCCAGCACACACCACGCUUAAUUUAUUAUAGGGACAGACAAAAACGUAUCGCCAAAGUGAAUGUAAUAUUUAAACAAUUUAAGAUAACUAGACAACAAUAUGUAAAAAACAUAAUUUAUUUACAGCACAAUACUUACUUCUCUUCUAUUAAAACUUUAAUUACUGGGUGAUGCGAGGUGCGCCUGUGGGUGCUAGGGUUGUUUGGGUUUGUUUGUUUUCCUUUGAUUUGUAAUUUUAUUUCCACUCCAUCAAUCAGAGUUUUAUUUAACAGAUCCAUAUCCUCAGAGUACUGUAGAACAAGAAAAUACUGUAUACACUGCUAGGAUGAGGUAGGAGAAAAAUUCAGGUGCAUCAUUUCAUUUGCCUCCAAUUAUUUUGAAUGUAACAGUGAUUAUUUAAUUUAGUAGUCACGUGAAUAUUGUUCAGUUUCUGUACAGAAGCUAGGCCAUCUUUAUGUUUGGGGAGAAAAUUCUACUUUAAACCUUUUAUUUAUGUAUCUAUUAAAAUAGUUUAUUUUUAUGGCA
This is a messenger RNA of Apus apus (common swift), 3386 nucleotides long. RefSeq names its product arylsulfatase family member J (gene ARSJ). The coding region runs from base 454 to 2226 and encodes 590 amino acids. The transcript has 2 exons. NCBI's taxonomy places the organism in Eukaryota, Metazoa, Chordata, Aves, Apodiformes, Apodidae. The record is from RefSeq and is a predicted model, not a curated record.